AUGCCUGUAACACCAGAAAGACCAUCAUCGGUCCGUAAACGCCAUCGGCCCUCCCAUUCAUGCACCGAGUGCCGCCGCCGCAAGGUCCGAUGCGACCGAGUCAAACCACACUGCGGCCAAUGCAGAGCUCUGGGCCUGACUACAUCAUGCGCAUACGAGGAGCAUACUCGCACGCAGAAUGCUCAUCGCGCGGAAUCGAUCGCCUCUAGCGUCGAGCAACAGGUUCCCAGACCCCGGGAUACGCCGGAGGAAGCACAUCCUACUAGUACUCCUACGCCCCGCCGCAUUCAAGGCACCAUAUCCAAGACUAGAGUGUAUGGACACGGACAUUGGAUGAAUUCGUUCUUACUGGUAACCUUCUUCCCCAGACCAAACAGUAACUCGAGAGACGACUUAACAAACACCGUCUUUGAAUGCAAACGCCUGGCGCAGAGUAUCAAGCAGCAGCGUCCCAGCCGGAAAUGUCUCCCGGCAGAUAUCCAUCGGUUCUUCCCGGACCGCGCUAUCAUGGAUGAACUGGUCAGGUUGUACUUUGCUACGUUUGAAUCCUGCUAUGGGAUUCUGUGGUAUUCGUCGUUUUUGCGAGAUUAUGACGCGGGUUUGGAACGACCAGAAAACGCAGAAAGUCCGUUGCUUUUACAGAUCUUACUGGUCAUGACCGUUGCUGGUCCCUUGCAUAGCGAUGCGAGCGUCCGCGCCGAAAUGGUAGCAAAUGCCCGGAUAUGGAUUCAUAUUGCCCAGAAUUGGCUAUCAGCGCCGAUGGAAAAGGAUCGAUUGACUCUAAAGGCAAUUCAGGUUUAUUGUCUGGUACUGCUUUCGAGAGAGGUUAAUCACGUUGGAGCGGAUUUGGUUUGGAUAUCGGUGGGAACGUUGGUGAGAAUUGCUAUGCAGAUGGGACUGCAUCAAGACCCAGACCUUCUCGGCCAGAUGGAUAUCGAGGAGAAGGAGCUGCGGAGAAGACUCUGGUAUACUAUCCUUGAGAUGAAUGCCCACUCGGCGAUUGACUCUGGCAUGUCGCCCAUGAUCACGGAUGAUGAUUAUAACACGCGGCCGCCCUCGACCAGGGAUCAAACUACAGAAGUAGAUGGCCAAGAUGCUUCGGCCCUGACUAAAUGUUCUUUUCAGCCCCUACUUGCAAAGUCUAUUCCCUUGCGCCUUCGUAUCACAAGAAUCAUCAACAGCAUGCAAGAAGAACCGUCAUAUGAUAAGGUCCUAGAGCUAGGAAAUGAACUGGCCGCGGCGAGUUCCGAAGCUGCAAAGGCAAUAAGCGAGAGCCCGUCAACAAAUACUUUUGGAUCGAGCUUCUGCAGCCAUAUUCUUCGUCGGUUCUCGUUAUGUCUUCACUAUCGCCCCGCGGUCAAGGCCAAGACAAACCCGCUGUACAGCCACUCCAGAAACGUUUGUUUGGAAGCUGCCUUGGACGUAGUGGCACUUUUGGACGACAACCUAUAUAGCCGAAUACUCUGCAUCGGCGGUGGAAUGUUCCGCGAUCUCAUUACGCGAGGUGCAUUGCUUAUAUUCCUGGAACUGAGCCCAGACCUAAGCGAGGACACGUCAAUAUUCGCGAAAAGACGGCGUCACGCACGCCAGGAAUCGCUGUUAAAUGACGCCCGCCGCGUGGUACGGUACUCCAAAGACCGGAUGUCGCAUGGUGACACAAAUGUCAAGACCUAUGUAUGUCUUUGCAUGAUGCUGGCUCAGGCUGAGGCGCGACUUGAGGGUUUACCGCUGAAGGAAGCUGUUGAGAACGCGACGCGGGACAGUUUGAGUAUCUGUCGGGAUAUACUACAGGCGACUGAGUCUGCGUGUGCCACAGAUACAAGACAUCCGGACCUUGAGGCCUGGACUAAUGGGGUGAUCUCGCCUCCACAUCUUGAUACUAACCCUGACGAAGAUCUGGAUAGGCUUUUCAAUUUCGAUUUCACAAGUGAGCAAUUUUCUAUGCAGUGGCCUGUGGAAACAUCAUUCUAA
Aspergillus versicolor CBS 583.65 is the source of this 1971-nucleotide messenger RNA. RefSeq names its product putative C6 transcription factor. The transcript has 2 exons. Gene Ontology annotation, biological process: DNA-templated transcription; regulation of transcription by RNA polymerase II. The record is from RefSeq and is a predicted model, not a curated record. Lineage: Eukaryota; Fungi; Ascomycota; Eurotiomycetes; Eurotiales; Aspergillaceae. Gene Ontology annotation, cellular component: nucleus. Gene Ontology annotation, molecular function: zinc ion binding; RNA polymerase II cis-regulatory region sequence-specific DNA binding; DNA-binding transcription activator activity, RNA polymerase II-specific. The coding region runs from base 1 to 1971 and encodes 656 amino acids.